CAGGAGGAGCCCGCGGGAGAGGAACCCCGAGCACCCCGCGCCGCAGCCGCCGCAGCCCGUGCGCCCUGCGCCCCACGCGCCAUGGCCAAGGAAGGCGUGGAGAAGGCGGAGGAGACGGAGCAAAUGAUCGAGAAGGAGCCAAGCAAGGAGCCUGCGGAGGGCGGCGGCGGCGGCGAUGGCUCUCAUCGCCUCGGGGAUGCUCAGGAGAUGCGCGCUGUGGUGCUGGCCGGCUUCGGGGGGCUCAACAAGCUCCGGCUCUCCAGGAAGGCCAUGCCCGAGCCGCAGGACGGCGAGCUCAAGAUCCGCGUCAAAGCCUGUGGUUUGAACUUCAUUGACUUGAUGGUGCGACAAGGGAAUAUUGACAACCCUCCCAAGACUCCCCUGGUGCCCGGAUUCGAGUGUUCUGGGAUCGUUGAAGCUCUGGGAGACAGCGUGAAGGGAUACGAGAUUGGGGACCGUGUCAUGGCCUUUGUCAAUUACAACGCCUGGGCUGAAGUAGUCUGCACGCCAGUGGAGUUUGUCUACAAGAUCCCAGAUGACAUGAGCUUCUCUGAGGCCGCCGCGUUCCCCAUGAACUUCGUCACAGCAUACAUGAUGCUCUUUGAAGUUGCCAACCUGCGGGAGGGGAUGUCUGUGCUUGUGCAUUCGGCUGGUGGUGGAGUGGGUCAAGCUGUGGCUCAGCUGUGUUCCACCGUACCCAAUGUGACUGUCUUUGGAACGGCAUCUACUUUCAAGCAUGAAGCAAUCAAAGACUCCGUGACCCACCUCUUUGAUCGAAAUGCAGACUACGUGCAAGAAGUCAAAAGAAUCUCCGCUGAAGGUGUGGACAUCGUCUUGGAUUGCCUGUGCGGGGACAACACUGGGAAAGGCCUCAGCCUUCUCAAACCCCUGGGAACCUACAUUUUAUAUGGUUCGUCCAACAUGGUAACUGGAGAGACCAAGAGCUUCUUCAGCUUUGCUAAAUCAUGGUGGCAGGUGGAGAAAGUGAACCCCAUCAAGCUGUAUGAAGAGAACAAAGUCAUCGCGGGGUUCUCCCUCUUACACCUGCUCUUCAAACAGGGCCGAGCAGGCCUUGUUCGAGGCGUGGUGGACAGACUCAUAGGCCUGUACAACCAGAAGAAGAUCAAGCCAGUGGUGGACUCCUUGUGGGCCCUGGAGGAGGUGAAGGAGGCCAUGCAGCGGAUCCACGACCGAGGGAACAUCGGAAAAUUAAUUCUGGAUGUGGAAAAGACCCCGACUCCACUGAUGGCCAACGACAGCACAGAGACCAGCGAGGCAGGGGAAGAGGAGGAGGACCACGAGGGCGACAGUGAGAACAAGGAGCGAAUGCCCUUUAUCCAGUAGCCCAGGACCAGACAGGAGGAUGUGAAGGACGGUUUGGAAGAAGAGGACCCGCUGCGAAUCUCUUCUCCGCCCCAGUGAACACAUGCUGUAGUCCCUGCGUGUUGUGUUCGUCUGCAGUCAGCUGAGCUAAGAAGCUGUUGAUCACUGUUGUUUUUUGGAAUUAAGUGCCAAGCCCAUUCCAUGCAGUAUUAUGUCCCUUCCCGAUCUGUGUAUCACACUCUCCCCUUUCCCCGGAAUCCAAACCAUCCAUCUUCAGGUCCUUCUUGAUGGUUCUAGAAUAGCCUUGCCAAUAGCCCACAGGCCCGACACCUAAGAGACUAGAUGUGGGCAAGGAUGACGAGAAGACAAGUUUGGACUGAAAGGUAUUGUCAGAGAGCUGUCCAGGUCCUAGCACUCUUCGGGCCAAUGAUACUCUUUGCCACUGGCCACCCAUGUCUCUGACCAGAGCACUCGCCAAUUUGGCCGUGGGGGAAAGAAGGUAGGCCAGGAGAGAUCGUCAUGAGCCUAUGAAUUUAAAAACUCUCCAAACAGUACUUUUUCCUCUCUUCCCUUUAAGAGGAAAACUUCCUGACAUCCAUCCACUGUCUUAAGGCCAUAGGUCCAAGCCACUCUCCUCUAACCUUCUGUCACUGGAUCUUUUCGUUAGUUCUCAUUCAUAAACACAGGGAGGCUGGUCUGAAUUUUUCAGGGUAGAAAAAUGGGUCAUCUUCUUGUACUUGAAGACCAGCCACAGAGAUUUCUUCUUUGAGGCCACAUCUCAUGAGACAAAAUGUAUAUGGCUGUGGGGAGGCUUUAAGAAAACUCACCAUGUGUAGGACUCAUUCAAAUGUCACUGAGAUUCGACCGUGUUUGCAUACUCGCCAUCAGCAUUACCAACUUUUCUAUUUUCCAUUCCUGGUAGCAAGCCACCACCCUCCCCCAAGAAAGAGCUCCCUUGUAGACCAUGUUUGAAAAACUCUUCUGUCUUGCCAAAGCACGUUCCAACAAGUGACAACUCUAGGGAUGCAAAAGGUGGCUGUUCACUAUAUGCUGCCAGAUGUGCAGUUUCCUCCCCUCCAACACAACAGGGCCAUGGUGCCAUCCUGCAGGGCCCUGCUCCUCAGGAACCAGGGACCAAACUGCUUGAUUGUAUACCCUGUCCAGCUGCCAGCUCCUCAGCUCCUAAGAAACUCCACCCACUACCUGCCCAUUUGACUGGGCUUGAGAGGUGAACACACGUACCCGGGAAGCGGCCUCCCCAUUCCCUUCUCCCAGGCCCAAUGAUUCAUCUGUCACUCACAAACCAUGCUAGAAACACAAGGAGCCCAGGCAACUAGCUUUUGCUCUGUGGAAGACCUAAGGGGGUUCCCACAUGCCCAGUUCUUCCACCAACAAGCUUGACAGUGGACCCACCUCUUCCCCCAGUGACAGGAAUGGGUGCAUUUCAACAGCUACCUGCUUAGUUUCCAGAGUUUCUUUGUAACACACGUCACCUCACUCAUCGCGUUCUGUUUUUCCUAAGCUUGUGAUGACUUAUUUAUGCCAAAUAUUGACCUGAAAAGGGUCUCUCCUUGUGGUGAAUGCAUGUCAACUAUGAAGACAGGAAAGGGGGUGGCCAUCUGAUAAGUCAGGGGACGAGAGUGUCCUGAGAGGCGACACUCAUGUCAUCUUCUCUUCCUAUCCCAGGACUCAGCAGUUGUCCAGUCUGGGGCCAUCCUGAGAACGGGUGUUUACCUCUCUUAACUGGACACUAUACUACGGUCAUGUUUCUCCCGUAACCAGGCUGAAAGGGGCUUCUAAGGGACCACUGUCCAAGUGAGAUUCCCAGGAAUCAGGGCAGAAAUGGCAUCUUCUAGGGCUGGAAGAGCUGGCCCUGAGAGGGCUAUCCUCCUCCGGGGGGAGGGAACCUGACCUCCAGGCGUCCUUUGUUAUGUCCAAAAGAGAAGCAUGAACGUCAUCCUUCCCACAUCUGUUCUUUCAGCCAGUGAAGUCAAUCCAGCCUCCCUGUCGAACCCAUUGGUUAAAACCCUCUCCUCUCGGGAUACGGAGGGAGGAAGCUGGAGUUUGACCGACCGUGUCAGUUUCUGCUGUGAAGAAUCGGGGGACAUUUGAUGGUUCCAUGGACUCUCAUUUUAAGCACCUCCUCCCCCGUGUCCUGGUUGUUUUUCUGAAGGAAGAGUGAAGAAGGUCUCGGUUUGCCUUAGAGGAACCCCGAAGGCUUCUCUUAAGUGAAGCGUGGUUGGAGCGAACAGAAGCAUCGUCUAAUGUGUUUGUGGCUUUAGAGCUUUUGUUAUCUUGUGCCUACAAAGCAAAUUAUGUUUACAUAAAAAUACAAAUAAAGUAUUCAGCAUAGCAUAA
Molecule: messenger RNA, 3681 nt
Organism: Marmota flaviventris (yellow-bellied marmot)
Lineage: Eukaryota; Metazoa; Chordata; Mammalia; Rodentia; Sciuridae
Gene: Vat1l
Product: vesicle amine transport 1 like
Molecular function (GO): zinc ion binding; oxidoreductase activity
Source: RefSeq, a predicted model, not a curated record